UAUCCAAGAACGACCCUUUACCAGCCCAAGAAGCUCUACACAUACCUUGUACCUCUGUACUGUUCUGUCUUCUAACUCACUGAAAGCUCUAUGAAGGAUCUCGACUGUACACAGAGCGCCCUGCAGUUGGAGUGCGGGCCAGUACAACCGGCCCAGGCACUUGGAGGAAAAUGUGUGGGGCUUCUCAAAAAGCUCAUGAGAUUUGUCGUGUUGUCCCCCCAAAGAGUCGUGGAAUGGGCACAAUCCUUCACUCUUGUUACAUUUUGUACCGUGAUGUUUCUAAUAGCAAUGCAGAUGAUUGCCAUGCUGUCAUUCUUGGACAUUAAAUCAAUGUGCUUGAGCACUAGGGGUGUGACUGAGAAAAUGCAAGUGUAUCGUCUCUUCACGUACAGCCAUUUCCAUUCCUCCCUCCCACACAUGUUAUUAAACAUCGUCUUCCUGAGCUCUUUCUCCAAAACCAUCGAGAGAAAUUUAGGAAGUUAUUAUCUCUUUAACGUAAUGAUGAUAUUUGGAACUUCAUGUGCCGUCAUUCAAAUGCUGUUGGAGUUCUUUAUUUCCUUUUUCUAUCCUCCAGUCCUGGACGACUGUAUUAGCGGUUAUUCUGGUAUACUGUUUGGUGUGUUAAUAUUAGCCCUGAGUGUGACCGUGAAUAAAGAGAAAAUAUCCCAUAAUUGCUGUGGUUACGUACCCCGUGGUUUGUACCCCCUCGUGAUAUUGCUCGUGAUUCAGGUGGUAACAACGGAGCAGAUCUCAAUCAUUGCUAACUUGGCUGGAAUCAUCACUGGCUAUGCUUAUAAAAACGAUUUGCUUAAUUUUGUCAAGCUCACUCCAAACAUGAUAUUCAACCUUGAGCACUCUGAGCUCUGUCACAUGUUCAACACUCUCCCUGGCUUUGUAUCCUACCCUAGGGACAGGCUCGUACUGGAGGAGAGAAGCACACGACAAGUCAGGGCGGCUAAAACUCGUGCAAAAAAAGAGCCCCCUCCAGCGAAAGGAAACCAGUCCAACGGCGUCUCCUCCACUACUAAAGGAGAGGGAGCUAACGUACCUCAACAGCAAUCUACCUCUCUGACCAUUACCAAUGGACCGUCUGCAUCGUCUGGUCAAGACUCAAGAACUACAACUAUUACCAUGUGAUCAUGUGAUGCUUUUUAGUUAAUUAUUUCUAUGUUCCAAUUUCAUUAUAGCGUACUGUAAUUUGAGUAGUUCUGUUUUUCAUGGUCCAUUUGCGCGAUUCAUUCUUUGUCGUCAA
Molecule: messenger RNA, 1252 nt
Organism: Halichondria panicea
Lineage: Eukaryota; Metazoa; Porifera; Demospongiae; Suberitida; Halichondriidae
Exons: 4
Coding region: 91-1137 (348 amino acids)
Cellular component (GO): membrane
Molecular function (GO): serine-type endopeptidase activity
Source: RefSeq, a predicted model, not a curated record